GUGGGUGCGGCAAUUUUGUAUGCUGUUCAUGUUUGCCGUCUUCUGUUUUGAACAACUAACCAUCAUUGAAACCUUUUUGCUGCUACUACUAGACUAGAAUAAACAAGAGAGGAGGAACAGUGCAAGAGAGACUUCAAUAUGGCUGGAAAAGGACAACCCCCGUUUAGACCAAACCGAGACCUUUCCACCAUCUGCCAGAAAUUAUGGAACAGUGAUGAGAAUUAUCUGACCCCUGGUGUAGACUACAAGAUUGACCCUCAGGGAUAUACGUUCUACAGUAACAUGGGCCAAACAGAUCGAGCCAAGAAACCACUGUUUGAGUGGGUGACAGAGGAGGCAUUGGAGAAACCAACAUACCAGUGUUUCAAAGCACUCCUUGAUAAUUACGAGUCAGCGACAGGUACUUCUGAAGUAGUGACGCCUCAAGAGGUUGCUGAGAAUAAAAGAUUUCUGAAUGAAAUCAUGAAGACAAAGGUCAUGAAGGAGGCCCAUCGUUAUCUUCUAAAGAAGUUGCCGGCAAAAAUCCCAUCCGAUGAACUUGAAUUUAAGAAGUUACUCUACAAAGUGUGGUUUGACCUAUAUCCUAGAACAGCUGGAAUGGGUGGACAGCCAGGAGAUUCAUCUGGUUUUGAGCAUGUUUUUGUUGGCGAGACCAAAAACAAACAAGUGAGUGGAUUCCACAAUUGGAUCCAGUUUUACCUGCAGGAGAAGGCAGGUCAUAUUGACUACAAAGGCUGGCUCCCACCCAAAGGAAAGCGAGCCAAGAGAGGAGAAUCUCAUGAGAACAAACGAUUGAUGAGUCUUCAGUUUGAGUGGAAAGGUGUCGUCAAGCCAGCUGGCAGCUCCUUUAUUGGUGUUAGUCCAGAAUUUGAGGUAGCGUUGUACACAGUGCUAUACUUUGUCGGUGGUAAAAGCAACAUGGUUGAGAUUGACGAGUAUGAUUUGGAGGUGACGGUUCAUAAAUUCUCAAGGAAACCACUAGAUCUUCUAAGUAGCUGCUAUCCUACUAUUAUUAACACAGAAUAGAGCUGUAUCCCACAUAAUAAUCAGUGCCAAGUCAAAAUUAAGAGGUGUCUUCAAAUUACUACAGCAACGCAUUUAUUCUCUCCCUGAAUUAUGAGUCAAGGGGUUAAUAAUAUAAAACUUGCAUCCAAUACAAUUUUAGGAGGCGCUCUUUUCUAAACUGAAAUUCCUAUUUAAAUCUUAUGACAGGCUGUAGCACAUCUGAACUCUACUAUUUGAAUUGUUAUCAAAGCUAUCUAUGGGUGACGGGAUUCAUUUGAUAUAAAUGUGUUGUUAAUAGACAGCCUUGAUUUGGUACUCAAAGCCUUUAUAUUUCUAUAUUAUUCUUGAGCCUUUAUUAGCUUUCAAUAUAAUUCUGCAACCUUUUAUAAGGUUUCUAUAUAGCUCUGAAGCCUUUUAGAUUUCUAUACAAUUCCGAAGGAAAAAAAGUGUCAAGAAGGAAGAAUAACCCUGACAAUUUGUUCAUCUGAGAAUCACUUCUUAAAUGCAUUUAUCAGAAGUUAAGUUUAACAUUGUUUUACUUGAUCAUUAUAUUGCAGCAAAUUUGCUAAUUGAAUAACUUGGUUCAUCAUUCAAACAAGUAUUCAGAAAGUGGAAGUAUUAUAUUGCUUUCUUAGGGAUGUGAGCAUUGAUUAAUGCUUACCGGUAGCAGAACCUCACAGGUUUGUUUACUAUCUAGUAAUAAAACCACUACAGUAAAUCUUCUAAUUUUGGGUUGAAAAAAAGACAAAUUGACUAGAGGAGGACAUAAACCUACAGCUUCCGGAUGAAAGUGCCGGCGUCCCCACAUAGCAUAUCCCUGGCUACAAUUGGCUUCUGAAUGGCAUUCCUGAACAAAGAUUUUGACAAAAUAGGGACCAACAUCGGGGCUAGAUAGCUCAGUUGGUAGAGUCUAGAUAGCUCAGUUGGUAGAGCGCAGGCAGUUAAUGCAUAGGUCGCAGAAUUAAGUCCCACUCUAGACAAUUCUUCUUUGUUCAACCAUUAGAUUUGUUUAUUGAUAAAUUUCUUUGAAAUGCACUCCAAAAACCAGCAAUGAUUCACCAUCUUUUUGUAACUUAAUGCAACUUUUUCCAGCUCCUUUUGUAAUUCAGAUCAGGUCAGAAUUGAAAUUUUGUAUGAACCUUUAUACACUUUGUUAAAAUUUUCUGUGGAUUGUAGAUUAAGAACUAAUAACUAUAUUUUUGUAUAUAAUCACAUGUAUUUCUAUGGGAAAAUUGGGAUCAACAUUUAACAAUUUUAUCUUUUUGGGCUAUAUGGUGUAAUAAGGUACAUUAAGUGUAUGCCUUGGUGGGUUGGUGGGUAAGUUAACUAUAAUAAAGACAUUAAAUGAAACACCAAAAGUUUGUUCAAGAACUGUUCAGAGAAAGCUUUAACAUAACAGACACCAGAGAUUUGAAGCAUCCUGUUUUCAAUAAAAAUGUCUUCUGUAAUGCUUAUCAUUUUUGUUUUUUAAAGGAAAUGAUAGAACAUUUCAGCAGACAAUUUGUAUCCUCAUAGGGGGAUUUUAAAUUGAUUACAACUCAUAUACAUGGCUGUUUCAUGCAGAUUAAAACUAUGAUAUCGUCAACAUCAAGUUGGUAUACUGAUUACAAACAGCAUCUGUGCAAUGUUUUGACAUAAUAAUACAUGUAACGGCUCUUUUAUGCUGCUUUGUCAUACCAGACAAUGUCCUUUAAGGAACUAAUCUAAAGAAGGGCUAAUUAUAAUAUAAUUUUAGCUUAAAAUCUUACUCGCUAUGCUAAGCAAAGCUUUCUAUACUAUACUACGCAUACAUGUAUUUUAGAGAGAAAAGGUGUUUGAAAUUUGCUCUUGUUUAAUUGAUGAACUGUUAACUGGAAUGGAGUUUUGGUGAUAUGGAAACGUAAAUUUUAAUUAAAUUAAACAAACACUUGUUGCCUACUUGUGUAUAAAUCUAUCACGUUUAUUGAGCUAAAAUAACUAACUAUAUUAUUUGAUUUAAUGGGUAUUUUUAAGUGAAGGUUUGUUGUGUACAUCAUUGUAUCAUUACAAUUUAAAAUUUAGCCUAGAUUAAUAUCGGAAGUUGCCAACCACCCUCAUGUGAUAAACUUGUGUCAAACAAUUUAUAGGGUGGCCCUUUAUAGAGUAUUGAAUUGUGCUAGAAAGAAUGCCAACUCAAAAGAGCUUCAUCCAUUGUCAGUCGGACAUGGCUUAAAUAAAUGAGAUAACAUAAUAAGUAA
This is a messenger RNA of Asterias rubens (European starfish), 3221 nucleotides long. Its product is annotated as poly(U)-specific endoribonuclease-B-like. NCBI's taxonomy places the organism in Eukaryota, Metazoa, Echinodermata, Asteroidea, Forcipulatida, Asteriidae. The coding region runs from base 139 to 1026 and encodes 295 amino acids. The record is from RefSeq and is a predicted model, not a curated record. Gene Ontology annotation, molecular function: RNA endonuclease activity. The transcript is spliced from 8 exons.